Messenger RNA from Cucurbita pepo subsp. pepo (vegetable marrow), 587 nucleotides. Lineage: Eukaryota; Viridiplantae; Streptophyta; Magnoliopsida; Cucurbitales; Cucurbitaceae. The record is from RefSeq and is a predicted model, not a curated record.
GCGAAUUCCUAAAAUCCUACCGUUCUUCUCGUUCUUCCACCGCAUUUCCAUGGAUUUUCCUAAGCUUUACGUCGGACAUUAUGUGAUUUCGUUGUCUCUUUUGUUCACCGGAAUUCUCUUGUUUUGCAUCUCGUCUUCCUCUGUUUUGGAUCCUUUCACUCUUCUCUCCGAUGGAAGCCAUUGCGGCAGCACAAAGCUUCAAAAUCAGAGUAAUACCAGCGAUUAUGAUUCUCUUGCACCACGAGACGAGCUUGAAUCGGCCCUGUUGCGAACAAGACGUCGAUAAUGGCCAUCGUAAACAAGGCGUACGCGGAUCAAGAAACCACAGCCGUUGCUACUAUGCUGGACGUGUUUCUCGACAGUUUCUGGCUCGGAGAAGGCACUCGGCCUUCGGUAAAUCACCUCAUCCUCGUUGCCGUCGAUCAGACGGCGUACGAUCGGUGCCGGUUCCUUCAUCUGAACUGCUUCCGGUCGAAUUCGCGGAGGAUUUCAUCAAGAUGACUCAGUUUCUCUUGGUUGAAAGUCCUCAAACCCGGGGAUACAACUUCAUCUUCGCGGUUUUAGUGCAUCGACUCUAUAGCUUCUAA